Molecule: messenger RNA, 988 nt
Organism: Scheffersomyces amazonensis
Lineage: Eukaryota; Fungi; Ascomycota; Pichiomycetes; Serinales; Debaryomycetaceae
Gene: PRO3
Product: pyrroline-5-carboxylate reductase
Exons: 1
Coding region: 139-963 (274 amino acids)
Biological process (GO): L-proline biosynthetic process
Molecular function (GO): pyrroline-5-carboxylate reductase activity
Source: RefSeq, a predicted model, not a curated record
UUGCCGAGUUGGAAAAUUUGGCAACUGAGUGCGAUAGUGAAAAAUUGAGUCAAAUAUAAAAGUAGCAUAUUUGGUAGGUUUGAUAAUAAAGUUAUUUCUAUAUAUUUAUUAGAACUUUACAAUCGAUAAGAAAGAGAGAUGAAAGAUUAUACAAUUGUCGUUUUAGGAUGUGGUGUUAUGGGAACCGCUGUAUCUUCAGCAAUUCUUAAGGCUAAAUUUGAACCAUACCCCGCUAGAAUCAUUGGUUGCACUAAUUCUUCCAGUACUAAUGCACUUUUAGAAUCAUCUUUACAGCAUGAAAUUUUUGAAUAUUCUUAUGGAGUUGAAGCCAAUACCAAAGCAGUAUCUGAGGCAGAUAUUAUAAUACUUGGAUGUAAGCCAUAUAUGUAUCAACAAAUUUAUGAAGAAAUUAAAUCUGGAUUAAGAGGAGAUCAAUUACUUAUUUCAUUAUUAGCUGGUACUACUAUUUCAGAAUUAGAGAUUUUCACUCCAUAUGUUGCUAAAGUUAUGACAAAUACUCCUGCUAGAUUCGGAGCUGGUACAGCUGCUAUUGCCUUUUCAAAACUUGCUGAAGAAAAAUAUGAAGAUUUAGUUUUAAAAUUAAUUAGUCCAGUUGGUGAAGCCUUUAAGAUCGAUGAAAAGAAUAUGGAUGCUGCUACUGCAUUAAUUGGUUCAGGACCAGCCUUUUGUUUAUUAAUGAUGGAAUCAUUAAUUGAAGGAGGUGUUAGAAUGGGAUUACCAUGGGAAGUUGCAAAAUUAUCUGCUGCUAAAGUUAUGGAAGGUACUGCAAAAAUGGCUCUUGAAACUAAAGAACAUCCAGCUAUAUUAAAGAGUAAAGUAUGUACUCCAGGUGGUACUACCAUUGGAGGUUUAUUAAAAAUGGAAGAUGCAGGUGUAAGAAGUGGAAUUGCCAGAGGGGUAGAAGAAGCUGCUAGAAUUUCAGCUUCAUUUGCAAAGAAAUAAAUCACACUAAAUAUAUAAUUCAUAU